AUGGAGGCACCCCCCCCUCCUCACCACCACCUCCCCCCCCACCCGACUCCACCCCCCGCUGCCUACCACCUGUACCCGGGCCGCCCCGCCCACAGAGGAGCGCACUACUACCACCCGCAACCUGCCCACUUGGCCCCGCCCCCAUUCUCCCCCCACUACCAGCACCACGCCCACUUCCACACUUAUGGAGGGGGGGCUCCCGGGGGCGGGGCCUCUGCCCCCGGCAGCAAGAAGAAGACGUGGAACUUCAUCCACGAGAAGAUGAGCUACGACACCUUCUUCACCAUGAAGCGCCUGAUCGAGCGCUCGCGGCGCCCGGACGAGGUUCUGCGCUGGGUCACGCAGAACCCGGCCAAGAUCUCCCACAACCACUACCCCGUGGCCCUGCAGAAGAUCGGACAGCUGCUGCAGGCCACGCCCACACCGCGGAGCGGCGCGGACGCCACAGAAGCCACGGCAGGAGCUGAGGGGGGAGACGAACGCCAGAUCCUGGAGCAUCAGGACUUCCAGACGCUCUGUGACGCCAUCGUCAACGACUGCGCCAAGUUUGACAACUUCAGCAUCGUCAACUGCUUGUACGCCGCGGCCGCACUGGGUCUCCCCAGUGACGCUCAGGUGGUCCACGUGUUGGAGGCGGAGUCUCAGUCCAGACUGAGCCAGUUUAACCAGAAGGACGUUUCCAUGGUGUUCAGCUCCAGUAUGAAGCUCCAUCCAGGAAGUCAACACCCGCUGACCGAGGCCUGCCUGGCCGGCCUGGAGAAGAACCUGGAGAGAGAGCGCCACCCGCAGACGCUCUUCUUGUUGCUCUCGUAUUACAGACUCAAGUGGCGCUCGCUGCAGCAGCAGGAGCCCACUGCUGCUGCAGGGGGCGCUGCAACCACCGCUGCUAAAACCAACAACACGCCCUCGAACCCGGAACUGCUGCUGACCAACAGGAAGAUCUUACGUCUUGUUAAACACACUUUGGCGAGUGUCAGCGGCGUUCGUGACCAAGAGAUGGCCCUGUUGGACGAGAUGUUGGCGGCGUGUGCUCGAGAGGCGAGCAACAAGAGCCUGGAGUUGAUCUUCAGUUCCCACCUGUUCUACCAGAACCGACAGGAGAAGUUCAUCAGCAGCCUGGCAGAGGAGCUCCCGAAGAAGGCCGACAGCAUCACGCCGUACACAAUGGCUCUGAUUGCCAAGUACAUCGCUCGCCAUCGACUGAGAGAGACCCGGCUGCUUGACACCAUCGCAGACUUCUUGGUGAAGAAGGCGGAGUACCUGGACAGCAAGGUGAUCCAGAAGCUGGUGUUCCCGUUCAGCAGGAUGAGCUACCGUCCGUCCAAUGAGCAGCAGUUCUUCUCCGGCUUGGAGGAGGUGUUGGAGCUGAAGGCUCUCAGCUCGCCGCUCGCCACCGUCAACAUCCUCAUGUCUCUGUUCCAGCUGGGUCACUUCCCCAGCCUGGUGCUGCACCGCGUCUUCUCCUCGGCCUUCAUCAGCAACGUCACCAACAGUCCCUAUGCGCUGAUAGUCCGGAGGUACCUGUCUCUGCUGGACGCCGCCAUCGAGCUGGAGUACCGCGACUACACCGGACCCCGCCUGCAGGAGGCGCACAAGGUCCUGAUGUUUGACCAUGCACUGACUGCUGAUGAGGUCAACCGCAAGUACAGUUAUAAAGGUCUGGUUGCUGAAGCUCUACGUCAGCUUGUUGGAGAACAAAACUACAAACAAGAUGAAGUGCUCCCCCCAGGGUACUACACAGACUUCGUGCUGUGGAUGGACGGUUCUGGUCGAGUUCUUCCCAUCAGACCCGGAGCGGCGCUGUCUGUGAGCCUGGUUCCUGCUUCCUGCGUCGCCAUGGCGUCUAAACCGGCUGACGGCUCGGUUGCCGUGGUUACUUCAGAGUUCCAGAGGUUUUCUCCGUUUGCGGUGCUAGAGGAAGGUGGCGAGCAGCAGUGUCACGUGGGCGAGGCGAUGGGCGGGGCCAUGGAACCCAUCUCCUUCCUGCCCCACCACAUCCGCAGCACAACGGGGGCGGCGCCACCCUCAGGAGCCCCCCGGCCCACCAACGGCGGCCCCUUGGACUACGGCCCCUACUUUGUCCCGGCAGCGGAGUACUACUCCAGUCUGGCUAAGGAGCACUCACUGGAGAGCCAGGACAGCUCCACGCUCAGCAGCCCCCCCUCUGAUGGACAGGCCCCGCCUGGGGCUCCGGAGCCUGUGGAGGCCCCGCCCCCGGACUCUCUCUUCCAGUUCUCCAUCGGGAAGAUCCUGGAGGACGAGGGCGGAACCGGGGCCCCUGAGAGCCAGGCUACAGACUGUGCGUUGCCAGGGUUCUAUGAGGGCGUGACGUACGAGGUGUCGGGGGCCGACAGAGGGCCCUCCCCCCCGCCACAGCUCCACCCCCCUGAUCCACCGGAGCUUGAUAACCCCCCGACCGACCAGAGACCAAUCAGGAGGGUCAUCAUGUCCGUCAAUGACAAGUGGCAUUACUGUCACAACUCUGAGGUGCUGGUUGGUUCCCGGGCGAUGAGAGACCGCCACCUGAGGCUGCUGGGAUACGUCAUCGUCCAGCUUCCGUAUCACGAGCUGGAGAAGCUGAGCGGCAUCGAGGAGGUGAAGACCUACCUGCACCAGAAGCUGCUGGACGUCCCACUAUGACUGUGUGUGUGUGUGUGUGUGUGCGUGUGUUCUAAUGAUAAUUGUAUCCAUGAUUAUUAGUUAUUGAUUAAUCUUUAUUGAUCACAGAGUCUAUGAUAUAUCAAUAAAAUAAAUUGAUAAUUUACAGCUACACUGAGCAGCGUUGAAAGGAGCACGCCACUUUUUUCAGAACACGUUCCAAAUCCAUCACAACAGCCAAUGGGAACGUCUCAUUUAUUAUCAAGUUCAUUAAUUAUACAUUGGUUCUUAAUGCGAUUCACCGACGUUCUGUAUCGAAUGUAAACGGCAGAUUUGACAGAAACCAGAACGAGUCAAACUGUUAGAAAACUGUCACGUUGGGUUCAGGGAGGUUUACUGCUGAGGUCACGCUGCGCUCUGAUUGGACGCUGUGUGAAUGAACAAAUGUUAUUUUUUUCCGGGUGGGGGGGUCAGUGUGUGGUACCCGUGGUAACGAUGAUGACGCUGCAUGUUUUGGACGAUGGCGCGGGGAGUGGAUGCUUUUUUCCUGUGAAGAGGGUGAGUGUGUGUUUUAGUGUCGGGGUCAAAGCUCAGAUUAUUUAUUUGUGUUUGAGGAAAAGAAGCUUGUUUAUAUUCUAUAAAUCUCUGAAAUCAAACGUCUAUAAAACCUGAAACUAA
This is a messenger RNA of Limanda limanda (common dab), 3276 nucleotides long. RefSeq names its product Fas-activated serine/threonine kinase (gene fastk). Gene Ontology annotation, molecular function: RNA binding. Lineage: Eukaryota; Metazoa; Chordata; Actinopteri; Pleuronectiformes; Pleuronectidae. Bases 1 to 2640 code for a protein of 879 amino acids. Gene Ontology annotation, biological process: regulation of mitochondrial mRNA stability; mitochondrial RNA processing. The record is from RefSeq and is a predicted model, not a curated record. The transcript is spliced from 10 exons. Gene Ontology annotation, cellular component: ribonucleoprotein granule; mitochondrial matrix.